CCCCAGGCUUAAUGAUUGUCCAGAAGGUGCCUAUAAAGGGAGCCUGGGAGGCUGGGUGGAGGAGGGAGCAGAAAAAGCCCAACUCAGCAGAUCUGAGCACUUGAGAGCCUCAAUCAGGAGCCGUGGUCAGAGGCUCUGUGUCCCAGCAGUAGGGCCUGCUGUGUCCCGCCAUGGCGGCCCGAGGCUACGGCUAUCACCGCGCCGUGAUCUUCUCGGCCAUGUUCGGAGGCUACGGCCUCUACUACUUCAACCGCAAGACCUUCUCUUUCGUCAUGCCGGCGCUGCUGGAGGACGUCCCUCUGGACAAGGAUGACUUGGGGCUCAUCACUAGCAGCCAGUCAGCAGCCUACGCCAUCAGCAAGUUUGUGAGCGGGGUGCUGUCUGACCGGAUGAGUGCUCGCUGGCUUUUCUCUUCCGGGCUUCUCCUGGUUGGCCUGGUCAACGUAGUCUUUUCUUGGAGCUCCGCAGUACCCGUCUUUGCUGCUCUCUGGUUCCUCAAUGGCCUGGCACAGGGGCUGGGCUGGCCCCCAUGUGGCAAGGUCCUGCGGAAGUGGUUUGAGCCAUCUCAAUUUGGCACUUGGUGGGCCGUCCUAUCAACCAGCAUGAACCUGGCUGGAGGGCUGGGCCCCAUCCUGGCAACCAUCCUCGCGCAGAGCUAUAGCUGGCGCAGCACGCUGGCCCUGUCUGGGGCACUGUGUGUGGCUGUCUCCUUCCUCUGUCUCCUGCUCAUCCACAAUGAACCUGCUGAUGUUGGGCUCCGCAACCUGGACCCCACCCCCUCCAAGGGCAAGAAGGGCUCCCAGGAGGAGAGUACCUUACAGCAGCUGCUGCUGACCCCCUACCUGUGGGUGCUCUCCACUGGCUACCUUGUGGUGUUUGGAGUAAAGACGUGCUGUACUGACUGGGGCCAGUUCUUCCUUAUCCAGGAGAGAGGACAGUCAGCCCUCGUGGGCAGCUCCUACAUGAGUGCCCUGGAGGUUGGGGGCCUUGUAGGCAGCAUCGCAGCUGGCUACCUGUCAGACCGAGCCAUGGCCAAGGCACAGUUGUCCAUGUACGGGAGCCCCCGCCAUGGCUUGCUGCUGUUCAUGAUGGCUGGCAUGACAGCGUCCAUGUACCUCUUCCGGGUAACUGUGACCAGUGACUCCCCCAAGGAUGUUGCUUUCUGGACUCCGGCUCUUCACCCUCUCGCUGAGCUCACAGGCUUUACAGAGCAUGAGCUCUGGAUCCUGGUGUUGGGAGCUGUGUUUGGUUUCUCCUCUUAUGGUCCCAUUGCCUUGUUCGGAGUUAUAGCCAAUGAGAGUGCCCCUCCCAACUUGUGUGGCACCUCCCAUGCCAUUGUGGGACUCAUGGCCAAUGUGGGCGGCUUUCUGGCUGGGUUGCCCUUCAGCACCAUUGCGAAGCAUUACAGCUGGAGCACAGCCUUCUGGGUGGCUGAAGUGAUCUGUGCAGCCAGCACAGGUGCCUUCUUCCUUCUACGAAACAUCUGCACCAAGAUGGGCCGAGUGCCCAAGAAGGCUGAGUGAAGACAGUGCAGGCUCUGGAGCAUCCUGUCCCACUUGUGGCCUCUCCCUUCCAUGGGGGUGGGGGAAGGGAGGGAGGGGACUAUCUGACUAGCACCUUUGACUUUCCCUUUCUGCUCCUUUUCCCUCAUCCAAGUGGCGCUGGAAGUUAUCAGUGGCUAAUGAGGUCCCAGCUUCCCAUCUGAUCUCUAUUUAAAAGACCACCUUUGUUCUUGGACUCCAUUAGCUCCUAUUUCCUGGCUUCAAAGAGGAAACCCCUGCACUCAGGGAGUCUCCUGUAUCCUUCUCCCUCUCUUGGGCCCUGCCCUGUCCCCAUCCCACCCCAUCCUCACCUGAGGUGAGGCUCCUCCUGCAGCAGCAGGGCAGCAAUGGCCCAGGACUUCUGCCCUGAGGCCUCUCAGCAGGGGGCAACUGCUCCUGCCAAUACCUUGGACUCCAGGGGAAAAGGGUCACUCUCACCAAUACCCAGGGUACAGUAGGGGGGUAUGGAUGGGAGAGUAGGAAGACUUGUUAUAGAAAAUUAAAACUAGAUUUGAUACUAAA
This is a messenger RNA of Lipotes vexillifer (Yangtze River dolphin), 2063 nucleotides long. It is a transcript of the gene SLC37A4, whose product is annotated as solute carrier family 37 member 4. Gene Ontology annotation, molecular function: glucose 6-phosphate:phosphate antiporter activity. The transcript has 9 exons. NCBI's taxonomy places the organism in Eukaryota, Metazoa, Chordata, Mammalia, Artiodactyla, Lipotidae. Gene Ontology annotation, biological process: glucose-6-phosphate transport; phosphate ion transmembrane transport. The coding region runs from base 171 to 1523 and encodes 450 amino acids. Gene Ontology annotation, cellular component: endoplasmic reticulum membrane. The record is from RefSeq and is a predicted model, not a curated record.